CAGAGCCUCGCGGAUCAUCCGGUUCCUUCCCCUUGAGAAGAUGGCGAGCGGCGUCCAUUUCGCGCACUCCCUGCGAAACCAGAGCGGGUUGCCGAGUUAUGAGCAGCUGAAGGAGGAGAGAGAUCUGGCAAUCGCCGAGACUCUCGGGGCGCCGGAUGGGGCCACGGUGAUCCGCGUGCCCUCGCCGCAGGUCUAUGUGACGCCACCACGUGACCAUAUCCUUUGGUCCCUCUGCACCGCGAUAUACUUCAACGUUUUCUGCCUUGGGUUUUUUGCCUUGGUUUUUUCUGUUAAGGCCAGAGAUCGCAAAGUGGUCGGGGACUACAGUGGAGCUGCCAGUUACGGUUCUACUGCCAAGUGUUUGAACAUUGUUGCCCUCCUGCUGAAUCUCCUGGGCGUUGUUAUUGUCAUCAUCGUUGUUGCAAUACUGAUUAAUGCUGGCAACCAACAACUGCCCUUCCCUCACUGAACCAUGCCGCAGCGUAAUUUCCUUUUGAAGACAACCCAUCUCCUGGCCUUGAUAUAAGAGCUUCUGCUCCUACUUGGGGGUUGACCAUCUCCCUCCACUCCUAAUCCUAAUGUGUAAUGUAUGGCCAAAAAGCAGCCCUUGCUUUGAGACGCUAGUACAGUAUUUGCAACAAUGGCUGUCUUGCCAUUGCCAAGAUGGAAGUGGUCAAGAAUCCAUUUCAAGAGCUGGAAUGUAUGAUUGCAUUACUGAAGUAUGAUUUCAGGCUGCUUUUUAGAUACUAUACGUGGCCUUGCUGCCUUUUCUGCACUCUUUACUUAUUUUUCUACUGGUUAUAUCCAGGCUGCUUUUUCUUCAAUUGAACAUUACUAAUCUGGAAGGCCCAUGGUGUCGCCUGGGGGAAGGAAUCACUCUCUGAAAGGAUGCAGAAGAAUCAGGUGGCAUUGUUUUCUUUCUGCUCCAGACACAGGCUGGGGUGGGGUUUCCUAUAUUUUUCUAUGACUUUUGUAAUAGGAAAUGCCUGUAGAGCUUGGUAUGGUCUAUUCUAAAACAUUUUGUUCAUUUUUAAAAUAAAUUGGUUUUGAGCAUG
Messenger RNA from Candoia aspera, 1055 nucleotides. RefSeq names its product interferon-induced transmembrane protein 1-like. Lineage: Eukaryota; Metazoa; Chordata; Lepidosauria; Squamata; Candoiidae. Gene Ontology annotation, biological process: host-mediated suppression of symbiont invasion; response to interferon-beta; response to type II interferon. The record is from RefSeq and is a predicted model, not a curated record. Bases 41 to 469 code for a protein of 142 amino acids. Gene Ontology annotation, cellular component: plasma membrane. The transcript has 2 exons.